Molecule: messenger RNA, 2453 nt
Organism: Salarias fasciatus (jewelled blenny)
Lineage: Eukaryota; Metazoa; Chordata; Actinopteri; Blenniiformes; Blenniidae
Product: GTPase IMAP family member 9-like
Exons: 3
Coding region: 171-1094 (307 amino acids)
Molecular function (GO): GTP binding
Source: RefSeq, a predicted model, not a curated record
GUGAAUCUGCUCUGGGGGGGUUUCCUGAGCUGAACAAAAGCAGCAGACACAGCGUCACUUCUCAGUUUGCAGCCCAGCUCACAGAUCUACAGAUCGACACCUCUCUCCUCCACCUCAGCCUGGACCCACAUUGCUUCAACCAAAACACAGCCAACUUCUCUAACCCAGCCAUGCCUCGCAACUUCAGGAAACCACGCAGGACAAACACCUCUGAUUCUUACUUCACCAACAACAAUGAGCUGAGGAUCGUGAUGGUGGGGAAGACUGGAGUCGGGAAGAGCGCCUCAGGAAACACGAUUCUUGGCCGCAAGUGCUUUGAGUCCAAGUGCAGCCCCAAAUCUCUGACGGAGGACUGCUCCAAAGGUGAAGCCACAGUGUCUGGUCAGCAGGUGGCUGUAAUCGACACUCCAGGCCUGUCUGACACCAGGUUCGACAUGGAGAAGACCACCAAGGCCAUUAGCCAGUGCUUCUCUUAUGCUUCUCCUGGACCACACAUCUUCCUGGUGGUCAUCAGGCUGACCAGGUUCACAGAGGAGGAGCAGCAGACGGUGCAAAGGAUCCAAGAAAUCUUUGGCCAGGCUGCAGACAAGUACUGUAUGGUUCUCUUUACAGGAGGAGAUGAUUUAGAUUCCACCAUCGAGGAGUUCCUGGCUGAAAGCCCUGAGCUGCAGGAACUGGUGUCCAGAUGUAACAACCAGUACCACGUCUUCAACAACAGGAACGAAGAUCGAUCUCAGGUCCAGGAGCUGCUGCAGAAGAUCAGAAAGGUGGUGCAGAAGAACGGAGGAAGCCACUACACCAACGAGAUGUUCCAGGAGGCUGAGAGGGCCAUCCAGGAGGAGAAGAAACGCAUCCUGGAGGAGAAAGAGGAGAAAAUACGAAAAGAAAGAGAAGAGAUGGAGAGGAAGCUGCAGGAGAAAUAUGAUAAAGAGAUGCAGAGAAUCAAACGAGAACUACACACUGAGAGAGAGAAGGAGAGGAAGGAGAGAGAGAAGGAGAGGAAGAGGGAGAGGGAGGAGACGGAGAGGGAGAGGGAGGAGAUGAAGAGGGAGAGGGAGAGGGAGAGGGAGGAGAUACAUCAGGGAACACAGUGAGGUAGUCAUGUGUGCAGUUAUGUGAGAAUAAAGCCCCAGAUGAGGAGACAGGGUGUCGACACCACAUAAAUCAGCUGAUUGAGAGCAAAGCUGCUGCUCUGAAUGAAACUCCAAAUUCUCCUGUGAUUUCAGUCAACCAGCCUAUAAAGACAACAUCCAUGAGAAUCACAGCUGUUGUUCCCAGACUUCACAAGUGACAAUGAUUCCACCUUCACACAGUGUUCCCACAGUCACGUUACUCCUCAUCAAUCCCUCCUCCUGUGAAAUUUAAAGUCAAUCAAACCAAAAAUAAUGACAAAAUACAUUUGAGUGUAAACACUAAUCCAGCUUACUAUAACAGACUGAAAAAUUGAAAUUCAUUCUUCAUUUCUGUCACAUUUCAAAAUGUAGCCCUUUGGUUAGUUCAGGUUAGUUAAGUUAGUAAGUGUACUGGAUAGCAGGAAGUAAGAAACUGUUAAGAAAAUAAAAAAACCUACGUUUCCUUUUAUAGUGGUUUAUGAGUGUUAUUGGUGUGUGAGAUUGGUCUGGGAAGAUUUGGGAAGUUUGAAAUGUAAUUGUAAUGGCAUGUGCUCAUUAUUUCAAAAAAUGGUGUGUAUUUUAUUUAGAAAUUCUGAUCACAAGUUGCAUGGGGCGACUGUGCUUGAGGUAACUUGUUGAAUGGGGCGGAGCAAGUCAUGGCUAAUUUGGGUAGAUAACCAAUUUUCUCUGCAAAAAGUUGCAAUGCAGUGGACAGAGGACACAAUCCGUGAAGUCCACCACUGUUGCAUUCGCGGAGAGAUUGAGUGGGACAAUAUUUCUGAGGAGGAAUAAUUGUGCUUGCCGUCUUCACCUUUGCUGUCGCUGCACAUGCACACGUGUGAGCCGCCCCGAGCCGUAAGAGGACAGCAUUCGCCUGCACGGGGACUGACCGUCUUCUGCUCUGGAGAGGAGGACAAGGAGUUUCCAUGGUCCCCGGACAUGCCAAGCAGAGGUUCGUUGGAAAGAGUUUCGCUUGCGCUGUGGUGAUUCGCGGAAAUCAGAACUCGGAACUCGACAUCAAUAUCCUGCUUGGAGUGAGGAGCUGCAGGGAGGAGUGAAUACAAUACAAGGAGAAACCAAAGUAUCAGGCCUGCAACGUGAACUUGGGGGCUAUUUAAGUUUUUCCAGUAGCUCUGCCAGCUUUAACUUUACUUUGUUUUCUUUAUCUGAGCUUGAAGGACUCAUUUGUGUUUCUUUUCAAUCAAAAAGUUGCUUGAAACAUACAUAACCUGAAAGACUAUUUUGUAGGGGUGUCCUCAGAUAGUCGACGAUUCGACGAUUCGUUCGAAGGGGCCUGAUUCGACUACCAAUCACGCAGUCGAAGCAUCGAAAAAAUGUGGU